Messenger RNA from Neltuma alba, 2367 nucleotides. RefSeq lists its product as uncharacterized. The transcript has a single exon. NCBI's taxonomy places the organism in Eukaryota, Viridiplantae, Streptophyta, Magnoliopsida, Fabales, Fabaceae. The record is from RefSeq and is a predicted model, not a curated record. The coding region runs from base 246 to 2204 and encodes 652 amino acids. Gene Ontology annotation, molecular function: protein binding.
GAUUUUGAUUCCGGGAGGAAAAAGCGUUUGCUUGCCCUAAUUUACCUCGUGGACCCAAAGUCAAACCGGUAAAAAGCCUCUCCAGACGGUCGGAAACUCCCUCCUGAGAUUCUCUAAAUCUGACACAGAUUUAAGCUUCUUUAUCUAUUCCAGAUCCAACUUCUUACACCCUCAAAUACAUCAGCGACUCGUGCCCCUCACUUAUGGCUGCACGCUGACAUAUAACCCUCCAAGUUUCUUCUUCAAUGGCGCGUUCUUCAAAAGGCAAGUUCUUUGUGCUUAUUUUCUUGUUCUUUUUAUCAUCUCUACAUGCUUCUACUGUCCUUGUAAAAUCUGAAUCUUGUUCAAUACAAUCCGAACAUGACCACCAUCCACGCCAUGAUGCUAUUUCUGAACCUGAAACCAAAAAUAAUCCGAAUCAAGAGAUUUUGCUGAACAAGCUGGAGGAGCUAGUGAGAAAUCUUAGUGAUAUAGUGUCCAGAUUAGAAUCAAAGCCGCCGGAUCUCUCAAAGGUGGUUCUCGAGGACGAGAGAUCGGCGCUGGAGGGGCAGGGAGCGUCUAUCGAAAUAAAGUAUGAGAAUAAAAGAUCAAAUAAAAAGGCUGAAGAUGGGGAGUAUGAGGGCAAAAUUCGAGAUGCAGAGAGAGCUCGAGGGGUUUCUGUAACGAAGUACUCUCCGUUUUGGUCAGAGAGGUUUCAUUUUGUAUCGACUGUGAAAUUAGAUUCAGAUGCAACCUGUAUAAAUGUUCUGCCAUUUCGGGACUAUGAGGGUCUGAGUAAGUACGUAGCUGUUGGGGAUGAGAGAGGAAGAGUCUACGUAUUCUUGAGAAACGGAGAUGUUUUGCUGGAGUUCUACACCUCUAUGGCCUCCCCCAUUACGGCAAUGGUUUCCUACACAUCUGCUCGCAAAAAUGAGAGUGUCGUCGUAACAGGACACAGGAAUGGCGCAAUCUUGAUCCAUCGAAUUUGGGAGGGGUCGAGUGGAGAAGAUUGGAGUUCUCUUUACAUGGAAAAUGUUGGUAAAAUGGCGUCACCAGAAAGCGAGGAGGUCGGACGGCCUAUAGCGAUCUUGGAAGUUCAUUAUGUUGGAAGGAUGAAAUACAUUUUAUCUACUGAUAGUAGUGGGAAGAUUAAGGUUUUCAGGGAAAAUGGUACAUUUCAUGGUUCUGUCAUGCCAUCAAGUAAGCCGCUAGCAUUCUUGAAGCAAAGGCUUUUGUUUUUGACUGAAACUGGUGCGGGGUCAUUGGAUUUGAAGGGCAUGAGAGUUAGAGAAUCUGAAUGCGAAGGGUUAAACCGUUCCCUUGCUCGAAGUUAUGUUUUUGAUGCCACAGAGCGUUCUAAAGCAUAUGGGUUUACCUCAGAAGGUGAUCUGGUUUAUGUUCUGUUGCUCGGAGAUGUAAUGAACUUCAAAUGCAGGGUUAGAUACAAGAGGAAGUUUGACAUGGAGGAACCUCUGGCUUUCCAGGCUAUUAAGGGGUACAUGCUAGUCGUUAGCCCGGAAAAAGUUUUCGUGUAUAAUGUUUCAUCUCAGCAUUAUGUGAGGGUCGGUGUGCCUCGGUUUCUUUUCUCGACAAGUCUUGAUGAGAUCAGAUCAUCAUUUUUGAACUAUCCAACCUCGAGUUCGGAUUCUAGAAGAGUGAUACCUUUGAUCGCUAGUGACCGUGAAAAGCUUGUCAUCAUCGGCCUUGGAGGUGGGUAUGUUGGAAUGUAUUAUUCUAAUCUUCCUCUAUACAAAGCGGAAUUCAAUACCAUAUUCUGGACUAGCCCAGUAUUGUUCUUCAUACUGUUUCUGUUUGGGGCGUGGCAUUUUUUUGCAAAGAAGAAGGAAGCACUUACUUCUUGGGGGCCAGAUGACCCAUUUACCUCCACAUCGGCUACAACUAAUGCUCCAACCUUAGUAUCAGGCUCUGGAGACAGAUCCUUUGUAGACUCCUCAAGAAAUACAGAAGUGAUGGAACUUAGAAGCGGUGGUCUCAGGGGUCCGACAAGAAGAUACGGCUCUCCUACAAGAUAUCCUGGUGGCGCACAGAGUUCAUACAGGCUGAGCGCAGCAGAUCACAACUCAAGGCCUACUUCAGUUGAUCCGGACUAUCGAACAGCAUCAGAGCUCAAAUUCAGGGGCUCAACCAUGGAACCUCCUCCGGGUUUCCCAAAAAGAAGAGAGGGUCUAUUUGUAAGCAAUCAAGGUGUAAAUGAUCGCAGUUGACUUGUUUGGGUUAACUGCAUGAGCUUCUAACUGGUAUGACUCUCACAUUUCCUUUGAUUUUCAAUCCCGAGGCGACACCGUGGCAUUUGGUCUCGCCAUCUUUCCAGUUUUCGGCUUGUUGCAUAAAUAAAUAAAUAAAGCUAAGCUUUACUGCUUCGUUUUC